Molecule: messenger RNA, 1086 nt
Organism: Coffea eugenioides
Lineage: Eukaryota; Viridiplantae; Streptophyta; Magnoliopsida; Gentianales; Rubiaceae
Product: protein FAR1-RELATED SEQUENCE 5-like
Exons: 4
Coding region: 1-1086 (361 amino acids)
Biological process (GO): regulation of DNA-templated transcription
Molecular function (GO): zinc ion binding
Source: RefSeq, a predicted model, not a curated record
AUGGUGAAGAAGCACAAUCUUGAAAAUAACGAAUGGCUUUCCGGGCUGUAUCGGAUUCGUGAUAAAUGGGCAAGGUGUAUGAUGAAAGAAAGAUGGACCGCGGGAAUGCGAAGCACCCAACUUAGCGAAAGUCUAAAUGCAGCAAUAAAAAAUCAUUUGAAACUGAAUCACGACCUUGUGCAGUUCUUUAGACAUUUUAAUCGGGUGGUUGAUGAUAAGAGACAUAAUGAACUCAUCGCAGAAUAUGAAAUGAGGCAAAAGCUCCCCAUGGUAGGGUUGAGGCAAACACCUAUACUUGUGCAUGCAGCAGAGACGUAUUCACCAACCGUAUUUGUUGCAUUCCAAAAUGAAUAUGACGAUUUAACAGCUAUGGUUAUAUUGAGACAACAAGAUGCAGAGAUGUUUGUGGAGUUUACGGUGAUGAGGUAUGAUGGAGGACCUGAAAGAAUAGUUGUACGCUGUAGUUGCAAAAAAUACGAGAAUGAAGGAAUUUUAUGUGGGCACGCGUUGAAGGUGUUUGAUACCGUGGGCAUAAAGACAAUUCCUCCGAAAUAUGUUAAGAGGCGAUGGACAAAAAGAGCUCUGGUUGGGGACUGUUUUGAUCGACGAGGACGGAAAAUUGUGGCUGAUCCAAAAGUAAUCAUUUCAACUCGUUAUCGGGAGCUCGCUCCAGCCAUGAUUAAGGUCGCAACUCGAGCAGCAAUGUCGGAGGACACCAGCAAAGUAGUAAUCACCGUCAUAUCCGAUUUGGCAAAGAGAGUUGAGCUCCUCCUCUCAAAAAGCGAAGAGCAACCUUCACAAAAUCAUAAAAAUCUGAAUGUGGAGGAACGGGAUAAAAUUGAAAUUGUAAAUGAAAUGGGAGAGGUCUCAGAAUCGGAGCCGACAUCGGUUGAAUUUGAUGAACACAUGUUUAUGGGAUGCUGUUCAUCUACUGACUCAGUUUCGGAGGAGCGUGCGGCAAUUUCAACACACUGUGAUAUUAAUGGAUAUCAUGUAUUUUUACCAUCACCGCAGGAAAGAAAUAACACCCAGGGAUUGCGACUAACUAUUGACGCCGCCUCCCCUCAGAGGCAGGUUGAUGAAUGA